AUGGCAAAUACUUUAUACGAUAGCACAGUUCCUUUAUUCUAUCAUGUUUUUGAGGACACCGACAAAUUUUUACCUUCAGUAUUAUGCGGUAAUCAAAGGUGGAUGACGGCUUUAGGAAGAAUUGGACUUAAGCGUCAGGUGAAUUGCAACACAUUCAUUGAAUGCGUACAAGAGAUUAGAUCACAGAUUGAACAACCUACUAGGUUUCCCGCGUCUGUGGUCAAAACCCGAGCAAAAUUUGUAUUGGAAUAUUUAUAUGCCCAUACACUUACACUAUAUUUCACAAAUGAUCAAUGGGAUCAAAUACUGCAAAUCGAAUUCAUCCCAUCAGAAUAUCUUCAAAAUUCAAGAUUUUAUGAGAAUGCGAUAGAAACUUCGGGAUUUGAAAGAACCAUGACACAAUUGGGUUUAUUUUUGGUAAGUAAAUAA
Messenger RNA from Funneliformis geosporum, 429 nucleotides. The record is from the annotation of a GenBank genome assembly. NCBI's taxonomy places the organism in Eukaryota, Fungi, Glomeromycota, Glomeromycetes, Glomerales, Glomeraceae.